GCAAUGCUGAAAAACUUCUCUGCGAUGAUCCGUAAUCCUAUGCAAGUUUAUCAAUUUCAACAAGAAGAAAAGUGAAGGCAUGGCUUGUAUUUCCAUAUUGCAAGCUGGUAAAGAAAAAGGCAACGCUCUUGCUUCUUGAACUGUAUCAGAAUCAAACCAACCACGCACCCAUGUCUGGGCCAAUCUUCUGAACGACAGUGGCUAAGACCUGGAUGGUGUGGCGUUCCUCACGGGUCUCGUCUCCUCAAACUACAUGUACGCAGGCAUUGACGGAGUCCUGCACCUGGCGGAGGAAUGCAGAGACGCAGCGCGGGUGGUGCAUCGCGCGCUGCUCAGCACGCUCGUCAUCGGCGUCGGGACCUCCUUUGCCUUCCUAGUAGCGAUGCUCUACUGGACUGACGAUCUUGACGCGGUGGUCGCCUCAGCCACUGGCGUCACCUUUUAUGAACUCUGGUACCAAGCCCGACGACAGCUGCGACGGUGUUCAUCGUCCUGCUCUGCCUGGCCGCGGUCUUUGCCCUGGUCGGCGCGCAGGAGACGGCCUCGCGGCUCACCUGGUCCCUGGCCCGCGACAACGCCCUUCUCGCCAGCAAGCAGAUGAGCCGAAUCCACGCAACCCUCAAGGUGCCCGUGUGGGCGCUUGUCUUCAACUUCGCGGCCAUGUUCAUCAUCGGCUGCAUCUACCUGGGCUCCUCGUCAGCGUUCAGCGCCUUCAUCGCCACGGGUCUCGUUCUGCAACACGUCUCUUACGCCUUUCCCGCAGCCCUGCUGAUGGUCCGCGGCCGCGGUGAGACCUGGCUUCCACCGACACGGUCUUUCCGACUCCCCGGUCCGAUUGGGUGGAUUGCGAUUCUCGUAACGAAUUUGCUUUGCUGUGCUGGUGUUGGUGUAUUAUAGUUUCCCGACGGCGAUACCGCUGACGAUCGGCCUGGGUGUCGAUUACAAGGCGGCCGUGCUGGGUCUGAUGGUGGUUGUGGCGGUAGGCAAUUUCGGAUCUCAAGCGAGGCAGCGCUAUCGGGGACCGAGGCUC
This is a messenger RNA of Aspergillus saccharolyticus JOP 1030-1, 1030 nucleotides long. RefSeq lists its product as uncharacterized. The transcript has 5 exons. NCBI's taxonomy places the organism in Eukaryota, Fungi, Ascomycota, Eurotiomycetes, Eurotiales, Aspergillaceae. The record is from RefSeq and is a predicted model, not a curated record. The coding region runs from base 254 to 601 and encodes 115 amino acids.